AUGCCCUGGCACUUCACCGACUUGGCGACGGGAAACAAAGUCGAGUUGACGGCGCCCCUGCUGAUGACGCUCGGCAGUACCUGGGCCGGUUCACUCUGCGUGGGCACCACCAUCGGCUACACCACAGCAGCGCUCACGAGUCUCGCCGGUGGCUCCACCGGUCACAAGUUUGACACUGCUCUGCACGGUGUCUGGUUCGUGACAUUGCUGCACGUGGGCGCCAUAACAGGCUGCAUCAUCGCUGCACUGGUGGGUCAGUCUAUGGGGCGCCGCUUCGCGCUUCUGGCCAGCGCGCUCGGCUACUUUGCGGGCUACGGCAUCAUGUCGGUGGCUCGCUCCGACUACCUGGUGCUGUUCGGUCGCUUCCUGACAGGCGUCGCCACUGGCAUGGUCUCCCUGUGCUCGCCGUCCUUUCUGGCCGAAAUCACGCUGCCAGAACAGCGCGGGACAGCGGGCGGCAUCCUGCAGGUGUGCCUCACUAUUGGCAUUCUGUACGCGAACGUGAUGGGUCGCUACUUGAACUGGGACGGGCUCGCGUUCCUGACCAUGGCCGCAGCCAUCCCCCUCGUCGCCGCCUGCCAGUUCGCGGUCGAGUCGCCCCGGUGGCUCAUGCUGCAAGGCCGCAAGGCGGAAGCCAUCGAAGUGCUCGGCAAGCUGCGUGGGCCAGCGGCCAAGCUGGACCGAGAGUGGGCCGACAUGGAAACGGUGUAUGCCACAGUGCCCACGCCUCCGGGUCACAUCCUGAUGGCCAUGCUCGUGCACUUCAUCCAGCAGUUUUCGGGCAUCAACCCGGUACUCUUCUUUUCGCAGUCCAUCUUCGACGAAGCCGGACUCGUCAUCAGCGGCCAGGACACAAGCAUCAUCCUCUCCGGCUUUCUGGUGCGAUUUUUUUUAUUGAGUUUGCAGUUACAAGAAAUUCCGGGCUCAGCAUUCAGGUGGACGAGACGGACCCGAACGCGCCCAUCCUGCUACACGCGCCGGCUGCCCAUCGUCUUCGUGGCGCUCUACAUCAUCGGCUUCUCGGUGGGGCUCGGCCCCAUCCCGUGGCUCCUGGGCGCCGAGCUAGUGCCGAUGCGCUGCAACGGAGUCUACUCGGCCGUCGUGGCCGCCUUCAGCUGGAUCUGCGCCUUCCUCCUCACCUGGUUCUUCGAGCAGCUGCAGAACACGCUGAAGCUCUCCGGAUUCGGCCUCUUCUUCAGCGCGCUCACGUUCAUUGGAGGCCUUUCCGUCUCCUUCUUCAUGCCGGAGACCCAGGACCGGACCCUCGAGGAUCUUCUGCUCGAACCGCACACACAGGGGCGUGAUGACGUGGCAUCAGCGGGCUCCAGGGUAUCGAGGGCAUCGCGACGGUCGAAGCGCUGA
Rhipicephalus microplus (southern cattle tick) is the source of this 1362-nucleotide messenger RNA. Its product is annotated as trehalose transporter 1-like protein. Gene Ontology annotation, molecular function: transmembrane transporter activity. The record is from RefSeq and is a predicted model, not a curated record. Gene Ontology annotation, biological process: transmembrane transport. Gene Ontology annotation, cellular component: membrane. NCBI's taxonomy places the organism in Eukaryota, Metazoa, Arthropoda, Arachnida, Ixodida, Ixodidae.